AUGACAAGACUGAGUAUAAUACACACAGAGGUGUUGGCCAGGCUUUUUUUUUUUGUGCCUUCUUACCCAGAGGUAAUUGGGAAGCUGUGCCAGCAGUGUCUGAGCUGGUUCAGCACCUGUUCCCAUCCUGUUCUCAUUCCAUCAUGUGGAUUUCUCCAGCCACCUGCUGGGCCCCUGCACACAACGCUCACCAGAUUCCUCAAAGGAAUCACAGUGAUGGCACUUACUUCUGAUUGCCGGCUGCUGGUGGCAGGUUCCCAGGAUGGCUCAAAGCUUGUCUGGAAUAUGGAAGUUAUUGAGAUGCUGCACGCCCUCCCUGGGCACUCUGCUGAGGUGAGGUGUGUGAAAGUGUUUGGAAAAGGAACCUGUGCUGUCUCAGCUGCCAUGGAUCACAGUCUGUGCAUCUGGAAUUUGAUUUCUGGCAGAGUAAAGUUUGUUAUCCAAGCUACACAUAUUGAAGAGCAGCCCUCACAUCACCUUCAUGUGGAUGAGAGGCACAGGAUUGUAUAUUCUUCCUCAGACACAAAGGUCAAUGUUUGGCACCUGGAGACAGCAGAACUCAUCUUCCAGAUCUCUGCAGAGGUGUCGGGUGCGUGGAUGUGUUCUGCAGUACACAGCCUGAGGCAGGUGAUUAUGACUGUGUUGAUAUCUGGAUUUAUCACCACAAGAGAGAAACAGUUCAGCUAUCCUAGCUUCAUGUCUAACUUUUGCCUUAUUUCUCUGCAGAUCUCUUCUGAUGAAAACAGUCUGCUUGAGAAGCUUCCUGGGAGGGUUUGCUUUGUGGUUACUUCAGAAGAUGAGUCCAUUCUAUCUUUCAGAGCAAAAGAAAGCAAGUGGUCUGAAUGGCUCCUGGUGCUUCAUACAUUUGUUUUAGAAACAUUUUGUAUUCGUAGCUGUUCAACAUUUUUCCUUCUAGUGUUAGAGCUUGGAUGCUAUUCUUUGACUUCACCUCUGUUUCAGUACAAGUUAGCUAAGCUGUAUUGUUUCACCUCUUUAAUAGGAUUUAGGAAGAAGUGGCUCAGACACUUACUCCCCCACACCAACUUUUCCCAGGUGUGGAGUUUAUCAGAGCAAGGGUUGCUGAUGGACACGCUGGAUGGCAUGGGAGCACCAGUAACAUACCUAGCCCUGUACGACUGCACUUUGGUUUCUGAUUCCUGCAGCGUGAUGUACUUCAGAGUGUGGAACCUCGUUUGCAAGCAGCAGCAGGAAAUCUUGGCACGUGUCACAGACACAGGCUGCACUGCAGUGUCCCACAGAGGGAACUACGUCUAUUUAACCCAACCUGAGGACAGACAGGAAGUCAUCAUCUGGGAUGCCACAGAAGGUGCAGUGUGUGACACACUGGACACUUCUGCUCAAGUGAGAUGCCUGGAAAUAGCUGAGCAAACCCAGCUCCUCUUCACUGGACUCAUGUCUGGAACAGUCCUUGUUUUCCCACCAAACUCCAAGCAGGAUGUAGCAUGCAUCCCACCUCCAGAGUCACAGAAACCAGUCAACCAUAUGGCAAUCAACACGCAUGAAAAGCAGCUUGCCAUAGCAUACGAUGAUUUAUUCCUUGUGCUGGAUAUUAUCCCUGCAGAUCCAUGUCCAGCAAUCCACAGGCCCACCUACACCUUUUAUACUCAUAUCCCUCGUGCUCUGGUUUCCAGAGUGGCUGUCCUUGCAGAUUACAGAGUCCUCUAUGGCAUGACUACUGGGGAUUUAUUCCUUUAUGACUGCCCACAGUCCCAGGUGUUUCCUUUGGAAGGUCACAGAAGCCAGAUCUCCUGCUUGGAAAGCAGUCAUGGAGAGCACUGGGCACUCAGUGGAGCUGAGGAUUCGCUGCAGUGUCUCUGGGACUUGGAGUCCUGUCAGCAGGAACACGAGAUGUGCUAUUCUGCAUCUCUCCUGAAAGGCAUUCGCUGUGCUUGCUUUUCAAAAGAUGACAAGUACUUGUACACCGGGUCACUGGAUCAGACCAUUACAGCCUGGGAUGUUGCAAGUGGGUUCCUUAUUCUGAAUUUAGUUUCUGCAGGUGCCUUACUGGCGGUACAGUGCAUACACACAACAGCUACCAGAAUUGUGCCAACUGCAGAUGGCUUUGUUGCAACAACAAAGCUCUGUUAUAUUAUCCGUGAGAAGUUUCACUGUCCUACAACCACUUCUCAGUAUAACACAUUCCAAUCACCUCAGUGUGUACAGUAGAAUCCCGAAAGAAAGAUGGGAAAAACUCAAGCAAGCACCAGCACAGUCAAGGAAAUUCUUCUGAGAUCCAGACUCAUACCAACAAGCUCUCUCAGAUCUGUUCUGUGGUAUAAAACCAAAGACAAGCAAGGUUAAACAGCACAAACAGCCAGGACUGAGCCUGUGGCUUUCUUUUUGUAUCCUUUCGCUUUAGGUCUCAGAACUACAGCAUUAAAUAUCGCUGAAAACUCCCUUGUUGUGACUACCUCAGAGCAUCAAUGCCCUGGCACAAAAGUAUCGUAAUGACGACCUAGGAAAAGUAAAUAAGCAAAAAAUCCUUAGAGAUAUUCCUUCUGUGCAUUGUAAAAUAGGGAAAAUAAAUCAAAACAGAUAUUUGUGUUUAACUGCCUGAUGAAAAACUACACAUGCAGCCUCUGUGGGAGAUCUUUUAGGCAGGCAUUAGAAGGGGUUGCCCAGGGAGGUGGUGCGGUCACUGUCCCUGGAGAUUUUGAGGGAAGAGGUUGGAAAUGGUGUUAGGGACAUGGUUUAGGGGCUGACAGCAGUGGGAAGGGGUGAUAUUGGUGUGAGGGGGGCAGCUGUGGAUGCCCCAUCCCUGGAGGUGUUCAAGGCCAGGUUGGACGGGGCCCUGAUGUGGUGUGUGGCGUCCCUGCCCUACAGCAGGGGGCUUGGAGCUGGGUUAUCUUUGAGUCCCCUUUCAACCUGAGCCGUUCUAUGACUCCACCAUGGCUGGACUGGACGCUCUUGGAGAUCUUUUCCAACUU
This is a messenger RNA of Anas platyrhynchos (mallard), 2948 nucleotides long. The record is from RefSeq and is a predicted model, not a curated record. Lineage: Eukaryota; Metazoa; Chordata; Aves; Anseriformes; Anatidae.